GCCAGUGAUGGGACUGGGGUCCGUUUCCCACUGCUAGUGCAUGCUCGCGUAUUACUGUUCCGCUGUGCUCUUGUUUUAUUCAGCAACGCGUCGCGAGCUACGGGAGCCCUUUUAUGCAGUGCCAGCGACCAAUGUGGCAAUAUCUGUAAGUGAUUGUGCAUCAGGAGCAUUGCCCGUCACCAGACCGUUACACGGGAGGAUGUCGAGCCCGCUGAGGUCGGUGGACGCCGUGUACCCGGAGCCCCUCUCCCGGAUGCACCGGCUAGAGACGCACCCCAACGCCUACAGGAGGGCGGUCAAGAAGAAAAUGAACCGCGCCGGGCGGUUCCGCACCCAGCCCGUGACCUUCGAUGAGAUCAAGGAGGUGGAUGAGGAGAGCCUGGACGACGAGUCGGCCGUGACCAAGGCCAACCGCACGGCCGGCGCCACGGCCCAGUCGGAGCGGGACCUCAGUCGACCCCUGGCGACCGCCGCCAGCCCGCCCAUCCAGGUGCCGGCGGCGGCGCACCGACCGGCGGCGCCCUCGCCGCCCGACACCGACGCCGAGGACACGUUCCCCGGCUACGGGCUGAGCCCGCGGCACGGCCGGCCGCGGGGCAGGCCACGCAAGUCCAUAUGACGCCGCCGCCGACCGGCCGGCCGCCUGUGAUAGACGCCGCGCGUGCAGGCGCCGCCACGCGCGCACGACCCACUUCAGGACGCGCCCAACGAAAACAGCGCGCCGCCGGGCCGCCACCGGCCGACGGCGCUAUUUUUAGGGUGUGCAACGUGGUUUUGGAAGUGGGCGGCGGCCGCGACAGCCCAGCCGCUGGCGGAAGUCAGUGGUCGUGGUUCGGCGUGCGGCCGCCAUGAGGCAGCACCAUCGUCCGGAUCGCUACGAGUCGCCAAACUGGGAGUGUGACGCGGUGGCGCUGACCAGCGGCAGGUCAAGGAGCAGAGCCCGGGGCUGGGCCGCCGCGCGCAGUGGUGUGACACCAGCGCACCCGGUGACUGGGCCGCCGCGUGCAGUGGUGUGACACCGGCGCACCCGGUGACUGGGCCGCCGCGUGCAGUGAUGCGACACCGGCGCGCGCGCACGCUGAAGUGCCUCCUGUCGUAGCGUUUGCCAUUUUAAGGGAGGACGAGACGUGCUGGUGCACAAUGGAAGCUCGUGUGUGUGGACGCUGUGCGGAUGGAACGCGAGUAGGGGCUGACGCCGCGCGCCGCAGUCUGUGGUGUUCGCUCUGCAGGCAAUUGUUCGUCUUCCGAAGUCAUCACACUGACUUUUGGGCUACGCGGGUGCACUUCCAUCAAAAUGGCCAGAACCGCUCGCAGCGUGGCAUUCUGUGCACAGAAACCCCAGCAACGAAGAAGCUGCCCUCCCUGAACGUAAGGUUCAUCGCAUAUUGUUUGCUAGUUUUGCGCGGUGCUCGGUAGCUGGCAUAAAGUGGCGGCUUGCUUGCGGUUAUGAGGAGGUCGCGGUGGUCGUUACAUCCUGAGCAGGUGUUGUGCCCGGGAUUUCACAGCUGUCACCCGGUGCCAAGGCAUUUAAUGAUUAGUGAUUGCGUUCGUGAGAACAGAACACCGUGAACGGCACGUGCUGAACAGCCCACACCGGGGACGAUGAACCGGAAGGCGCGUGGAGUGCACAGCCUUCACCUCCACGUCCAUCCGUCGGGUGCGGCUGCGUCAAUAGAUUGUGCAAUAAGACGGUGGGCAACGGUGCGGCUACCAACACUCGCGUCGUGACCUUGCCGCCAGGGAGCUUGUCGCGGCGAGUGUGGUCAGGGCGGCAGCCGCUCAGCGAGGGCUCCGGGCGAAAUAAAUGAAUACUUCGUG
This is a messenger RNA of Pollicipes pollicipes, 1818 nucleotides long. RefSeq lists its product as uncharacterized. The coding region runs from base 41 to 619 and encodes 192 amino acids. Lineage: Eukaryota; Metazoa; Arthropoda; Thecostraca; Pollicipedomorpha; Pollicipedidae. The record is from RefSeq and is a predicted model, not a curated record. The transcript has 3 exons.